CCCCUCGGGCUGCGCCGAGAGGGCCUGGGGGAGGGGCGUGGCGCGCGGUAGGAGCCCCACGGGCCUCGGUUCCAACGACCCCCUGGGUCGAGAGUGGAAGGGAGGGAAGAGGUGGGAGACCCGGCCUCCUUCGCUGGCCUCCUCCUCAGCCGCCCACUGCCUGGCCCCAUGGUCCCCGCCGCCGGCGCGCUGCUCUGGGCCCUGCUGCUGAGUCUGGGGCCCCGGGUGGCGGGGGCCCAAGGCCUGACUUCCACUGAGUCGCAGCGGGUGAGUUUCCGCUCCGGGGUCCCGAUGUCCCGCAACUACCGGACCACCCCCCGGACCGGUGCUCCCAAGAAGAUGAGGGUAACAAUGGAGGACGAGGAUGACCUCGUGGCCCGUGCCGACCGCCUGGCAGGCCCGGCCGCGGCCGAGCUUUUGGCCUCCACGGUGGCCACAGGCGUCAGAAAGUCAAUUGUGUCAUCGCCGGAGGAAGAUGAGUCUUUGGAAGAGGGGGUUGUGAUCAACGCCAGAAAGAGUAAUGUGAGCGGAGAGGCUCUCCGAGCGACUUCCAAUACGGCCAGGAUGCCCAACCCAAAGUUUAAAGCAAAUACCCAGGAGCCCGAGAUCAGGAUGUCUUCUUCAGACCAGCGGGCCAACACGUGGAUGUCCACUGAGGACUUGGUUCAUCCCGACAGUACCAUGAGCCAGUGGUCAACAGCAGGGUCCACCCCGAGACCGUGGCCACACCCCUCACCAACAGCCAUGCCGCCAGCAGAGGACCUGCGGCUGGUUCUCAUGCCCUGGGGCCCAUGGCACUGCCACUGCAGGUCAGGCACCAUGAGCCGGUCCAGGGCAGGCAGGCUGCAAGGCCUUUCCGGGCGCCUUCGAGUUGGAGCACUGAGCCAACUCCACACAGAGCACCGGCCUUGUACCUACCAGCAGUGUCCCUGCAACCGGCUUAGGGAGGAGUGCCCUCUGGACGCCGGUCUCUGCCCUGACACCAGCUGCACCACUCAGACCACCACCACCACCACCACCACUACCACUCCCAUACCGCCCCUCAGCUCUAGACUCAGACCCACCCCCUUCCUCUUCUUUGGCCCCAGCCCCAGCCCCAGCCCCAGUCCAGCCCUUGCUUUUUGGAGACGAGUCCGGAUCGGGCUGGAGGAUAUUUGGAACAGUCUGUCUUCAGUGUUCACAGAGAUGCAACCACUAGAGAGAAACCGCAGGUAAUGGCCACUUCAUCCUCAAGAGAAGGUGUCAGCAUCUCAACCUCCCCACCCUUUCAAUCCCAGAACCUACUGGAUAUUUUUAGUACAGAAGAAAUUAGAAAAAAUAUUGGUCUUGUGUCUCUUUACAGACGUAUCUGAGGGUGGAGGCCAGAAAUCUCUUCAACCUUAAAACUGAACCGUGUAGCUAACACCAUCGGGCCUGAUCCCUUCCCUUGUCCUCCAGCAUAUUUCACCCCCACCCCGUACCCCAGGAUAAAAUGUUGAUGUUGCUCCUCUUCUUCCUUUCCCAAGUUUUCAGUGAUUUUUUAAAGAUGAAAAAUCUCAGAUGAAAGCCAAGAAGAGGGAACAGGAAGAACAAGGAGGUGAGCUCUUGGAAAAGGAUGGUAGUCUUCUUAUCUUCACAGUACUUGGCCUUCUCUCCUUGGAAAGGGUGAUUUUGGCACAGAAUUCCAUGUCGGCUACUUCCUAGGAGUGACAUCAACCAUAUCUAUCCUUUGACCCAACACACACCUGUAGUGAUCACUCUGCGACUAUUUUGCUUACAUGUUUUUUAUUUGAAAAAUGUAGUUAAAAGUCCAACACAUUUUUAAUAUAAAUUAUGACUCUUGAACCCAUUGCCAUCACUCUUAAAUAUUGUUAAAGUGAUGGUAGCAUACACAUUAGAAAAGGUAGCUAAAGGCAAAAGAACACCAAAGAAGACUGUGUCCAAAGAAAAGACAUCAGAAUAAGGCUAAAGAUCAGUGUGUCCUGAGUCCACGAGCACCCCCCCCCCCCAUCUUUCUACCCUAUCCUGUUAACCCUUCAGAUUGAGUAUAACCCUCAGGCCAUUAAGCUACUUUAGGACAAGAUGAGCUACUUUCAGAGCAACUAGCUAGAUUUGAACA
Leopardus geoffroyi (Geoffroy's cat) is the source of this 2098-nucleotide messenger RNA. RefSeq names its product chromosome C1 C1orf56 homolog (gene CC1H1orf56). Bases 169 to 1215 code for a protein of 348 amino acids. NCBI's taxonomy places the organism in Eukaryota, Metazoa, Chordata, Mammalia, Carnivora, Felidae. The transcript has 2 exons. The record is from RefSeq and is a predicted model, not a curated record. Gene Ontology annotation, biological process: regulation of cell population proliferation.